Molecule: messenger RNA, 1776 nt
Organism: Perca fluviatilis (European perch)
Lineage: Eukaryota; Metazoa; Chordata; Actinopteri; Perciformes; Percidae
Product: deleted in malignant brain tumors 1 protein-like
Exons: 9
Coding region: 58-1560 (500 amino acids)
Cellular component (GO): membrane
Source: RefSeq, a predicted model, not a curated record
CAAACUGCAGAUACACUGAGGACAGCACACAGGGUUAUCACAGAAGACCACCUGGACAUGGAUCACCUGUUUGUGCUGCUGCUGCUGUGCAGCUCUGGACUCCAGGCUGAAGGAGAACUAACAGAGUCUGUGAGGUUGGUGGGAGGAAACAGUCGCUGUGCAGGAACACUGGAGGUGAAACAUCUGGGAGAAUGGAGACCAGUGGAGGGUCACAGUGCCUGGACCCUGAAAACAGUAGAUUUUGUUUGCAGAAAGUUGGCCUGUGGCUCUGCUGUUUCUGUAGGAGAGAGAGAAGAGUCCUCACGCAGAUCUGUGUGGAGGAUCCCAUAUGAAUGUGUUCCGAAUGCAUCUGAUCUGGGGAAGUGUGCAUCAUCAAUUUCCCAUUCCACCCUCCUGACUCUCAACUGCUCAGACUCUGUCAGGCUGGUGAAUGGGACCAGUCUGUGCUCAGGCAGACUGGAGGUGAAGACUAACCCGUCUACCCAGCGCUGGUCCACAGUGUGUGAAGCUGACUUUGACCAGCAGGAUGCAGAGGUGGUCUGUAGGGAGCUUGGCUGUGGGCCUCCUUCAGUCCUCCAGGGGGCACUCUAUGGAGAAGUGGAGGCUCCAAUGAGGACCAAAGAGUUCCAGUGUGGAGGCACUGAGUCUGCUCUCCUGGAGUGUGGAAGCUCAGGCUCAGAUAGAAACACCUGCUCACCUGGAAAAGCUGUUGGACUCACCUGCCCAGAGCCUGUCAGGUUGGUGGGAGGAGCCAGUCGCUGUACAGGAACACUGGAGCUGAAAUAUAAGGGAGAAUGGAGACCAGUGAAUGACUAUUAUUCUGUCCUGACCCUGAAGGAAGCAGCUGCUGCCUGCAGAGAGUUGGACUGUGGCUCUGCUCUUUCUGUAGGAAAGAGAGAGUCCUCACGCAGACCUGUGUGGUUAGUCUUGUCAAGCUGUGUUCAUUCUGGAUCUGCUCAGAGGGGGUGUGCAACAUCAUUUUACUCUUCCUUCAUACAGGAUCUCAUCUGCUCAGACCUGCUGCUUCAGCCCGACAUCUCUGUGUCCUCCUCCAUAGUCUGGGUCUCCGAGGAGGCCCAGCAGCAGGGAUUCCAGGUGUUCUGGCACUCAAACUUCACCAUUAGCUGCUCCAUCCAGCCACAGUACCCAGGAGGCUCCUUCCAGCUCACCUUCACCUCCUCCAACUCAACACACAACUACACCCAGCCAGCUGUCAAUCACUCUGCCCACUUCCUGUUUCUUGCUGCAAAGCCCACCCACCAAGGAAGCUACAGCUGUGUUUAUCACCUCUAUGUUUUCUCUCAUAAUUUCUUCUCUGAGAGCCGUCUGCUCUCUCUCAGCGUCAUAGAUCCAUCAGAUUCAACACCUUUUAUCAUCAGAGUGGUCGUCCUGCUGCUGACUCUGCUGUUGGUGAACAUUGCCCUUUACUUCUACUACAAGGACAGCAGGGGGCAGAAGCCGGAAAGACAGGAGGACAUGGAGCUGGACUAUUAUAACCUGGGUGUCCCUGCAGCCGAAGGAGGGCCGACGGAAGAGGAAGCAGCUCGGGGAGCAGAGUAGCACCUCGACUCAAACUUGAUGUCUCACAUAGCCAGACAUUACUCCACAGUGCAGAGGAACAGAUAACGUUAGUUUGACAGGGUUUGACAGACACCCUAUCUCGGUUUAAAAUCACUCACCGUUUGUCGGCUACAGCCGCUGAACAGGCUACAUGGUUGUUUUGCCAAAGUUAAAUUGCAUGUUUCCAUUAUGAGGAAGCCUUUUAAAAUGAUAUCA